AUGUAUUUUUUAUUAUUUUUAAUUAUUUUUGUCGAUAUUUCUCUUGGUAAAAAAGAAUAUUUAAAACAAAAGAAGCAAUCUUGCAGUAUGCCUUCCUCCCAAGGAAAGUCUUUAAUGGCCCAAUUACUUAAAGAAUAUGACAAAGCAACUAAGCCAAGUGGAGGAAUUCUUGAUGUUCAGGCUGAGGUCACAAUUCAAGAUAUAAGUUCAAUAAGCGAAAUAAGUUCUUCGUUUAUUGUUGAUCUUUGGUUUUCACAAAUUUGGGCAGAUCCUCGAUUAGCCUAUUCACAUUUAAGUUGCAAAAGUAAUUUGUCAUUAGACGAAUCUUUGGUUCAGAAAAUUUGGACUCCAAACCUUUGCUUUACAAACAGGUUUGGUAGAAGAUAUCCUCAAAAAUAUUUAUAUUAUUUUUUUAGUCAAAAUACAUAUAUCCACAGUUCUCCAGAAUCAAAUAUUUUAUUAAUUAUUUACAGUAAUGGAACUGUUUGGUUAAAUCACAGAAUUAGAGUUCAAGGUCGCUGUACAAUGGGUGAUGGAUUUGCUAAUUUCCCUUUAGACACCCAAAGCUGUUUUUUAGUUUUGGAAUCUUGUGGGUAUCCAAUAGCAGAAGUUAGACUUUCUUGGCUUAAUUGGAAUCCUGUAAGUGUUGCUAGCGAGAAACUUCAAUUACCUGAUUUCCGUUUUGUUAAUUUAACCUACACUCGAUUACUUAGAAGAUAUAAUGCUGGGGCUUUUGAUCAAUUAUUAAUUAAUUUUGAAUUUAAACGUUUAUAUGGCUAUUAUGUUGUACAGGCUUAUUUACCUUCAUAUUUAUUUGUUUUUAUUUCCUGGAUAAGUUUUUGGAUUGAUAGAUAUGCCUUACCUGCACGUAUACUUUUAUGUGUAAAUGCAGCUUGUGCUCUUAUUUAUCAAAUGGGGAAUGUUGUACAGAAUCUUCCGAGAGUUUCUUAUUUAAAAGCUUUAGAUUUAUUCUUUUUUGUUUCAAUAUUCUUUAUAUUUAUGUCUUUAUGUGAAAUGGCUAUAAUUGGCUAUUUUGAUAAAAUUUAUGAAAUAGACCAAUAUCGAAAAGCUAAAAGCCAAAGAAGAUUUCGUUCUCUUUUAAUGGGACAAACAGAUCAAACAAUGAUGGUUGCAUUAAGAGAAAGUAACAACAAUAAUAACAAUGAAAAUGAUGGUUAUUAUACAACAUUUCGAGAAGAUUUAGCUGGCCGAUAUCAAAAUGCUAGAGGUUCUGUUGUAAAUACCUACAAACAUGGAGAGAUGGGACACAAAAUAGAUUUUUUCUGUGCUCGUGCCUUUCCUUUAAUUUUUUCAGCAUUUAAUAUUUUUUAUUGGUCAUAUUAUUUAACUAGAUAA
This is a messenger RNA of Meloidogyne enterolobii, 1356 nucleotides long. The record is from the annotation of a GenBank genome assembly. NCBI's taxonomy places the organism in Eukaryota, Metazoa, Nematoda, Chromadorea, Rhabditida, Meloidogynidae.